UCUCCAGAGUGAUUUCGGGGGGCGCCGGGAGACUGCCACGUGCAGUGCAGGGCGGAGCUGUGCCAGGGGCGCGUCAGACCGGAGCUGCUGCCCCCUGGCAGGGCGCCUGUCUGCGCCGGGGAGCUGCGGCACCGGAGGGGCCAGACUUGGGGGCACUAUGUCUAGACUGGGGGCCCUGGGUGGCAGUCGCGCCGGAUUGGGACUGUUAUUUGGUACUGCCGCCGGCCUUGGAUUCCUGUGCAUCCUUUACAGCCAGCGAUGGAAAAAGGCCCAGAGCCGUGGCCGGAGCCACAGUCUGCCCAAUUCCCUGGACCAUGCGCAGGCUUCAGAGCGCGGACGCCAGGUAAUGCAGUUGCGGGCCAUCCCAGGUGAAGCUGGAGAUGCUGCCGUGCUGCCGAGCAUCCCACAGGAGGGGCAGGAGAAGGUGCUGGACCGCCUGGACUUUGUGCUGACCAGUCUUAUGGCACUGCGGCGGGAGGUGGAGGAUCUUCGGAGCAGCCUGCAAGGGCUGGCCGGGGAGAUUGUUGGGGCUGUCCGAUCGCAUAUAGAAGAGAACCAGAGAGUGGCUCGGCGGCGCCGGUUCCCUUUUGCCAGGGAGAGGAGCGACUCCACCGGCUCCAGCUCCAUCUACUUCACCGCCUCCUCAGGGGCUGCACUCACAGACGCCGAGAGUGAAGGAGGCUACACAACAGCCAAUGCCGAAUCUGACUACGAGCGGGACUCUGACAGGGAGAGCGAGGACGGUGAGGAUGAAGUGAGCUGCGAGACUGUGAAGAUGGGGAGGAAGGAUUCUCUGGACCUUGAUGUGGAGGUGGCUUCAGGCCCAGCAUCUGCUGCCGUGGAGGCUGCUGGCUCUUCGGUCCCUGAGGAUAUGCUGCUGCUCCUGCAGCAGGCAGACGAGCUGCACCGGGGCAGUGAGCUGAACAAGCGCGAGGGCUUCCAGCUGCUGCUCAACAAUAAGCUGGCGUAUGGAAGCCGACAAGACUUUCUGUGGCGUCUGGCCCGGGCCUACAGUGACAUGUCUGAACUUACUGAGGAGGAGAGCGAGAAGAAGUCCUAUGCCCUAAAUGGAAAGGAAGAAGCAGAGGCUGCUCUGGAGAAGGGAGACGAGAGUGCUGAAAGUCACCAGUGGUAUGCAGUGCUUUGUGGUCAGCUGGCUGAGCAUGAGGGCAUCUCGAAGCGUAUCCAGAGUGGCUUUAGCUUCAAGGAACAUAUGGACAAAGCCAUUGCACUUCAGCCAGAAGACCCCAGGAGUCACUUUCUUCUUGGCAGGUGGUGCUACCAGGUCUCUCACUUGAGCUGGUUGGAAAAAAAAACAGCUACAGCCUUGUUCGAAAGCCCUCUUACUGCCACUGUGCAGGACGCGCUUCAGAGCUUCCUAAAGGCUGAAGAACUACAGCCAGGAUUUUCAAAAGCUGGACGGGUGUAUAUUUCUAAGUGCUAUAGAGAAUUAGGGAAAAACUCUGAAGCUAGAAGGUGGAUGGAGUUGGCUCAGGAGCUGCCAGAUGUCACUAAUGAGGAUUCAGCUUUCCAAAAAGACUUGGAAGAAUUGGAAGUAAUUUUAGGAAAAUAAUCACAUUUCAAUGACUUGAGGGUACUACUUAAAUGGAGAAAAAAAUCAAGUUGCGUUUUCCCCUGUGACACCACUGAGUUCAGGAAACAAGGCAAGACUGGUUUAGGGUAUGUCCCUCAACUUUCUAUGUUAUCAGUUAAUUUAUUAUAAUCUUUUGAUCUAAAACUGGGGAUUGACUUGCAGCUUAGGUUCCUGCUUUCUUCCUUUUAAGUGAAUUCUGGAAAAUCAAGACAGUAUAGCUAUAGGGGUAAGUGUGAAGACAGCCCAAGGGGCCAAGAGCUGGGGAUGAAGUAGCAGAACCACAAAACAAAGAGCCAUGGCAACAAAGCAUAGGACUCACUAUCUUUGCUAAUAUUCAGCACAUAUUUAUUGUUCUAAAGUAACACCCUCCCUAUGAGACAGGAGCGCCAGCACAGCCUCAUCCUGCCCUGCGACCACCCAUCAUGUAGACUCUACCUGUAUUCUUGGGGUGAGAGGCUGGACCACGUGAGUUCUGGCAGUUUUUGGGAUGACAGCACUGACAAGGGGUUUAAAAAUAUAUUUUGAAAAUGAUUUGAAGAGAAGCCUGGAAUAUUUUUUUUGGUACAAAUUUGAAAUAAACUAAAUUUGAUUAGAAGGA
Molecule: messenger RNA, 2192 nt
Organism: Microtus oregoni (creeping vole)
Lineage: Eukaryota; Metazoa; Chordata; Mammalia; Rodentia; Cricetidae
Gene: Rmdn3
Product: regulator of microtubule dynamics 3
Exons: 13
Coding region: 158-1573 (471 amino acids)
Cellular component (GO): cytoplasm; spindle microtubule; mitotic spindle pole
Molecular function (GO): microtubule binding
Source: RefSeq, a predicted model, not a curated record